Messenger RNA from Pyrenophora tritici-repentis Pt-1C-BFP, 1131 nucleotides. Its product is annotated as carboxylesterase-mitochondrial 37S ribosomal protein YmS2. Gene Ontology annotation, molecular function: protein methylesterase activity. The record is from RefSeq and is a predicted model, not a curated record. Gene Ontology annotation, biological process: protein demethylation. NCBI's taxonomy places the organism in Eukaryota, Fungi, Ascomycota, Dothideomycetes, Pleosporales, Pleosporaceae.
AUGUCCAGCCUGGCUCGGGAGUUUGCCAAGACCAAACUUUCGUCCCUGCCACCACCUGAGCCGCUGCAGGAAGAAGUACCCGAGUAUGAAGAUGAUUCGUCGUCGGCAUCGUCCAUGUCCAGUACCGGUACUGUGAUACCGUCCAGUACACUAAGACCCGCCCCUGCAAUACACUGGUCCGACUACUAUGCGCAAGAGUUCUACCUCGAGCAGGACCGCAACAGCGCAGGCCAUGCCAAGUUCCACGUAUACCUGACGCCGCCAGCUAGUCCAAAGGCGCCGUUGGUCGUCUUGCAUCAUGGCGCCGGAAGUUCGGCCAUGACGUUUGCACUUGCAGCCAAGGAUAUCAGGAAAGCAAUGCCCGAAGUUGGCAUACUAGCUGUUGAAGCACGCGAACAUGGCAGCGUAGUAUGGGAUGCCAGCGGUGAGGUGGACAACGACUUGAGCAUCGAGCAACUCAGCCAGGAUGUCAUCGAUAUGCUAUCUCUCACGCAGAGCAAGAUGGGAUGGCCCCAACUCCCAACAAUCGUUCUUAUAGGACAUAGUCUUGGUGGUGCCGUCGUCACAGACGUUGCCAACAAGGGACUGCUGGGGAACAAGCUACUGGGCUUUGGCGUGCUUGACGUGGUUGAAGGCAGUGCCAUGGAGACGCUAGCGCACAUGCACACUUAUCUUGCGAGCAGACCAAAGUCAUUUCCUUCUCUCCCUGCAGCCAUCGAAUGGCACAUCCGAUCGCGGACCCUGCGGAAUCCACAGUCUGCACGAGCCAGCGUACCUAGUCUACUACUACCAACAGCAGACGGACGCUGGGCGUGGCGGACGGAGCUGUCCAGUACAGAGCCAUUCUGGUCAAACUGGUUCACGGGUAUGAGUAAGAAGUUUCUGAGCGGCAAGGGAGCCAAGCUCUUGCUGCUUGCUGGAACAGACAGACUAGACAAGGAGUUGAUGAUUGGACAAAUGCAGGGUAAAUUCCAACUCCAAGUUUUCCCCGCCGCGGGCCAUUUUCUUCACGAGGAUCUGCCUGAGAAGACGGCCGAAGUUGUGGUCGAAUUCGUAAAGCGUAAUGACCGAAGUACGCUUGUCCUCCCACCAAAGGUGUCCGAUCUCCUUGCGCAAGGCAAAAGAGUUUAA